GACGCGUACGGAAAGAAUUUAGCUGCUCUUUUCGUUUUUUAUUUAUUUAUUUGCUUUAAAUGCAUUUUAAAAUAAACAAAUUGAAUGGAAAUUUAAGCAUUUUAUUGUAGUGCAGUGCAAUAAAUUUAUGUGAAAUCGUGCGAAUUUAGUGCUACUAUUUUAGUAAUUUCUACUACUUGUGUUUCCUUGCGCGUUGUACCGUCUCGUUCGGUUGCUUGCAGUGGCAGCGAAGCAGAAGAGCAGCGCAGAGACAACUUGUGCCCGAAAUUUUUUUUUUAUUGUAACUCCGCGAAGAUAUCAAAUGAAAUAUGCAAUUGAACAACGAGCUUCAAGUCAACGGUUAGGUUGAUGGCUGAUGGCUGAGACUGCUGAAUGCCGCCAAACCAAUUAGUGAACAUCAUGAACUAACAGUAACAGUAACAACAACUGCAACAACUACAACCACUACAGUUACUAUAGAAAAGUCAUAAGUGGAAAGUAAAAUCACCAGAAUGAAGGCCGUAAUAGCAACAGCAGCAGUAGCAGUAGCAGCAGCAUAAAAACCUAACUGCAUACAUACGAACAUGCGAAUUGCAAGAACGGUAAAAGAUAAUCGACGUCAUCUCCAGUUGAGCUGCGCACACAAAGUGAUUAUAUACAUAUACAAAAGUAUGUACAAACAUACAUACACAUAAUUAAGCGUGAAAAGUUCGUGUCAGACAAGGCAUUGUGCAGAAAUUUUCGACAAAAUUCAACUUCCAGCUAAGCUAACGAACGCGAAGGUGUAAGACGGAAAAGUACAUAUCAAACACAUUUUUAAUGUAUUCGCGUUAUCAACGCCGUCGAGCUCAUCAAUAGGCUCCUCGUCAAUAUCAUUUAGAUUAUAUUGAACUGCAUUAGAAAUCGAACUUAGUUGUAGAAAAGAGAGUACAUAUUUGGACUGGUUGGUGGCGUGACCACAUUAGCAAGUGCAGUGAUAUUUGUUGGCAACUAAUGGAUCCAUAUCAUCAUAUCAGACAUCAUUAUCCACCCACCCGACCGGAAUUGCAGCAAAAAUGCAAUCGCGGCUCACAUUCGAGUGACACCAGCUCAGCAUACAGCGGCAGCGAUACAAUGGCAUCCGUGUACGGUUCAUCAAUGGACGCUGAGGAGAUUGAUCUCUCCGGUUUGGUGGAGUCAGUAGUGGACUCCGAUGAGGAGGACUUGGCCGAGAGUAUGGAUAGUUUAAAUGUGCGCGAUGCCGUGCGUGAUUGCCUCGAAAAAGAUCCCUCCGAACGCACAGAAGAAGAUGUAGAAAUCCUGCUCGAAUUCACUCAAGGCCUGAAGGCUUUCACCAACAUAACACUAGCUGUGCGGCGCGCACUAUGUGCCGUUAUGGUGUUUGCUGUGGUCGACAAGGCCGGCACUGUGGUGAUGUCCGAUGGCGAGGAACUCGAUUCGUGGUCGGUGCUUAUCAACGGCGCCGUGGAAAUCGAGCAUGCGAACGGCACACGGGAAGAGCUGCAAAUGGGCGAUUCAUUUGGCAUAUUGCCCACUAUGGAUAAGUUGUAUCAUCGCGGCGUAAUGCGCACCAAAUGUGAUGAUUGCCAGUUUGUUUGCAUAACACAAACCGAUUACUAUCGCAUACAACAUCAGGGCGAGGAGAACACGCGGCGGCACGAAGACGAGGAUGGCCGCAUAGUUAUGGUCACUGAGUUGCGUCAAAUUGGCAGCAAUGAGCACGCCGGUGCCGGCAGUAAUGCUAGUGCGGCAAGCGCGGCGGGCAUGAAGCGUGGACACGUGGUGAUACGCGGCUCACCAGAACGUUUGCUACAACAAUUAGUGGAGGAGAAUUCAAUGACUGAUCCGACAUAUGUGGAAGAUUUUUUGCUCACACAACGCAUUUUCAUCAAGAAUCCACAAGAGGUGACACAGAAGCUGCUCGCAUGGUUUGAGUGUGACGCGGAGCCGCCAAAGGGCAGCACCGCUUCACCGCAAGAGAUCAGAGAUCGUGUAACGCGCGUUGUGCUGCUUUGGGUGAAUAAUCACUUCACCGAUUUUGAGGCUGAUCAUGAAAUGAUGGAGUUCCUGGAGGUGUUCGAGGCUGGGUUGGAGCACACGCGUUUGCUGAGUCAAUUGCGUUUACUGCAUAUAGCUUGUGCGGCUAAGGCGCGCAUGCGCAGUUGUACGUUGACGCGUUCAUCACGCGACGAGCCAUUGAAUUUCAAUAUAAUCGGCGGCUAUGAGAUGCGUGGCAUUACAGCGGCGACGGGUGGUGGCGGUUGUGGCAUAUACAUAGCGCAUGUAGUGCCCGGCUCGAAGACACAAGACAUCGGUCUUAAACGUGGCGAUCAAAUACACGAAGUGAAUGGCCAAUCCUUCGAACAUGUGACAAGCAAACGCGCCAUGGAAAUACUUAUGAGCAGCACACAUCUGAGUAUUACGGUGAAAAGCAAUCUUUUGGGUUUCAAAGAGAUGAUGUUGGCCAUCGAGCAGGGUGGCAACGGUAGCAGUGGCAGCAAUGGCGCCGGCACGCCGGUCGGCAGUGGCAGUGGCAGCAGCGGCGGCUCGCUAGGCACCAAAUCAUUACGUAGUCCGCGACGCAUUUGCGCCAACGACAUUGCCAAAUUACAUGGACGCUGCAUGUUGGAUGAUAUGACAACAACAAAUCGAUCGCACAUCUUGCGACUCAGCUCGGUAGAUAUGCUGUUGCCCACAGACCAGACGGACUGUUGUGCACCAGCGACGCCACCGCCAGUAAUGUCACAACAAUCUAGCGGCGGCAAUAUGGCCAGCAAUUUCAUGUCGAAUCUGCUGCAAAGUGUCAGUAACGCAUCCGCGCGCAAGGAAGCGCACACAAAUUGCAAUGAUGGGAAUGGUGGUGGUGGUGGUGGUACAAAGGGUGGUGGCUUUAUGACGCUUGCGCCAAAACGACGCUUACAAAAGGCGCUGGCGAAAAUGAAUUUAUUGCAACAUAAAAGCAUCGGUGGUGCGGGUUUGAAUGACUCCAUUGAUGUAGUCACACCAACAGAGACUAUGUCACAAAAAGCCGGCAAACUCACCACAUCCUCAUCCAGUUCCUCCUCUACAUGCGGUGGCGUCGGCGGCAAUCGUCUCUACCAAUCACAAUCCAAUCCUGAUUUAAGUUCGUCCUUACUCUACGAAGAUUCUAACUCUCUUGCGACCAGCACCGCUACAGCACCCACUCCCACGCCCAAUUAUUUGACUACCUCCAUGCAUCGGCCAUCUGCCGUUUCCACCACUAGCUCCGCUAUGCUGCCUGACUAUCCCGAGCAUGUGCUCAAAGUCUUCAAGGCUGAUCAAUCGUGCAAAUAUUUACUCAUCAACAAGGAGACGACGGCGCACGAAGUUGUGAUGCUGGCGCUGCAGGAGUUUGGCAUACACGACCCGAGUUCCAAUUACUCGCUCUGCGAAGUUAGUGUAGGCGAAGGUGGCAUGGUGAAACAGCGUCGCCUACCCGAUCAGCUGCAGAAUCUCGCCGAGCGAAUUGGUUUCGCCGCACGCUACUAUCUGAAAACAAAUGGCAGCACAGAGACGCUGGUGCCGGAUGAAUUGGCACUGGAAUUGGUGCGUGAGUCGAGUGUGCAUUUUCUGCAGCUGAACGCCUAUGAAUUGGCCAUACAAUUGACGCUGCAGGAUUUCGCUAUUUUUCGGCAAAUCGAGUCAACGGAAUAUAUCGAUGAUCUGUUCAAUCUUAAAACGAAAUAUGGCGUGCCAAUGUUGUCGAAAUUCGCCGAGCUUGUCAACCGCGAAAUGUUUUGGGUGGUAACUGAGAUUUGCAGUGAGCAUAAUAUCGUGCGGCGCAUGAAGAUCGUCAAGCAGUUCAUAAAAAUCGCACGUCAUUGCAAGGAGUGCCGCAAUUUCAAUUCCAUGUUCGCCAUUAUAUCCGGACUGGGGCAUGCAGCUGUGUCACGGUUGCGCCUUACUUGGGAAAAAUUGCCUUCUAAAUAUCAACGGCUCUUCUCCGACUUGCAGGAUCUAAUGGACCCCUCACGCAAUAUGUCCAAAUAUCGACAGCUGGUCUCCUCAGAGCUGCUCGCACAACAUCCCAUCAUACCAUUCUAUCCGAUCGUAAAGAAGGAUCUCACCUUCAUCCAUCUGGGCAAUGACACGCGCGUAGAAGGUCUCAUCAAUUUUGAAAAGUUACGCAUGCUCUCCAAGGAGGUACGUCUGCUCACUCAUAUGUGCUCCUCGCCCUAUGAUCUGCUCGCUAUACUCGAACUCAAAGGUCAAUCGCCGUCGAAUGCGCUCUUCUCGCUCAAUCAAUUAUCCACAUCACAAAACGCCGGCGGCACACACAGCACCGUCAUCGCUGCCAAUGCCGGCCAAUCGACAAUCAAGCGCCGUAAAAAGUCAACAGCUGCACCCAACCCUAAGAAAAUGUUCGAAGAGGCGCAAAUGGUGCGACGCGUCAAAGCAUACCUGAAUAAUUUGAAGAUCAUCAACGAUGAAGAUGCAUUGCACAAAUUCUCGCUCGAAUGCGAACCAUCCUCUAAUUCGCAGACGUAUGGCGGCAGCAGUAGCAGUACACGUGGUGAAAGUGGUUUGGGACGCGAUGGCACCGGUAAUUCAUCGACGCGCAGCGGUGAUCAAUUGAGCAUCUAUUCGCACACGUCUUCGUCGUCGGCACCGAAUUCGUCGUUGUCACUACGCAAACGUCAUCCCUCCUCGCCGACACUCUCCACCACCAGCUCGACAUCGUCGACAAGCGAUCACCACAAUCGUCGCAAUAUGGCGCACAAUAAUAACUCAAAAUUUGGCAUCGCGUCUCCGCAAGCCGUCAAAAAAAUACUCGCACUUUCCGAUCCGACGAAAGUGCGGCCACAUCAGCCGUUUACAGCGCGACACUCGGGCAUGCCGCCACCCCCGCCCCCACUGCUAGUUAAUACGCCGCAUCAUAUGCUAGCGCAUGCGUACACCUCGGCACCGGCUGGCAUGCCCUUGACGGCAGCACCUGGCGCAUCGACCACGCCAAGCCCAUGCUCGCAUCGGCGCUUGGCGUCCGGUAGCAAUUCGAUGCCGGCAGGCAAUAUGGUACCCGCGCGGGCCAUACAUGAACGCUCACAUUCGGACACGCCAACGCCACCAUUACCAUCUGUUGAUCUGUCAGUUGAGAGCAGUAGCGUUACAACAUUUCGUGACUUGCCAUUGCGCAAAUCUGUGACUUCCGGGUCGGUUUCAUCCAGCGAUAGCGGACACGGUUCAUAUGCCCAACAACACGACACUAGCAGCUCGGUUUACACCGCUGCCGAUUGUCGACUGCUACAGCAAAUUUCCAAUACUGCAGCACGCAAUUUGAGCGGCGGCGUUAACAACAGCAGUAGUGGCAGUAGCAGUGGCGGUAGUCAAUGCAGCAGUAGUAGUACACCAACUACGCCAGCGCCAACUCCCAUACCACCACCGCCGCCGUAUCAUAUGUUGCGCAGCGCUGCGCACAACGCCGUCAGUAAUCUGUAUCACGCGAAUGCGACAGGUGCGGGGCCAUUGCCGCCGCCGCCGUACGCUCGCUUGCAUUGCGGGGAGACUAUGGUUGCACCGUUAAUGCAUCCACCAACAGCACAUACACGACAUUCCAAUAUGCAUGGGGGCGCUCCAAAUUUCGUUGAUGGCAACAAUAAAUGCCCGAUGUGCCCAACAAUGUCGCCACCAUCAACUAUGAAUCAAUAAAGUGUUUGAAAAACCUGUUUGAGAUUAUGUGUAAUUCUAGAUUUAAGCGAAACAAAAAACCAAAUGCCAAACUUACUUUUUGGUUGUGUUGAAAAUGGAUAUAAGUAACAACAAAAAAUCAAAACAAAAAAAAAAAAAUAAAAAAAUAGAUUGACUGCAAAUUAUUUAUGUAUGUAUAUCCUCAGUACUAACCAACCCGUUCUUCCUAUUCGGUAAUGAGAUGCUAAAUGAAACUUCGUCGUCCAUUGAAAGUGAAAAAAGCGAAAAGCAAAAAGCCUACUCCGCAAGAUGCCACCACCGUUUUGAGCGCAAUUUACACAUAUACAUACGUACAUACAACUAUUUAUUUUCGUAUAUACAUAUUUAACUGAGACUAAAAAAGCAAAGUAGCCAAAUGAGAGAAAGUGAAAUAGAUAGGAGAAAAUAUGCUAACAAGUGAAAGUGCAAAAGAGAAUAAAGUAAAUAGGAAUAGAGUAAAUGCAAACUAAAUGUUUUACGAAGCAUUGCUUGUUAAAUUGUGUGAGACAAACGUACAUAUACAUAUGUAUACAAAAAAAUAUAUCAAGUGAAAGGAAAUUUUAAGACAAAAAUCUUACUAUACUAGAAAGUAAUUAUGUGCAAAAUUUACACACAUACACACCCACAUAAUCAAUGGCAUUUGUGCGAUUUUUUAUAAUGUAUGCAAAGUACAUAUAUGUAUAUUUACAAAACCUUUUUUAUGUUUCUAUUUUUAUGAUGAAAAGUAAAAUAUUUAUACUUUCUAAUAUAACUUUUUACCCUUUUGAAAGUAAACCCAAAAACUAAAAGAGAAGAAAAGAAAAGAACAAUUUAAAUUUAAAACAUAAUUAAAACUAAAGAAUUCCAAACUCUUAUAAGAAAUACGCAUUAGUUGUAAGUUGAAAAA
Anastrepha obliqua is the source of this 6550-nucleotide messenger RNA. It is a transcript of the gene PDZ-GEF, whose product is annotated as rap guanine nucleotide exchange factor 2. Gene Ontology annotation, biological process: Ras protein signal transduction; positive regulation of GTPase activity. Gene Ontology annotation, molecular function: guanyl-nucleotide exchange factor activity; protein binding. The coding region runs from base 973 to 5646 and encodes 1557 amino acids. The record is from RefSeq and is a predicted model, not a curated record. NCBI's taxonomy places the organism in Eukaryota, Metazoa, Arthropoda, Insecta, Diptera, Tephritidae. The transcript has 8 exons. Gene Ontology annotation, cellular component: apical plasma membrane; plasma membrane.